GGCAUUGCUCCGUGGUGGGUUUUUUUCUGGGAGGAGUGGGGCAGCAGGCGCAGAGCCGAGCAGGGAAAGAAAACAGCAACAACUAAUGGUACAAACCUGGCAGAGUGAGCCUCGGACGGAACCACGCUGACGAAGUUCCUCGGGAAAACCUUUCCUACACCGUAUUUUAGACCAAGACAAGCAGCUGAGGCAACGCUGCUCUCAGCUUUGAGACCUGAAUGGUUUUUUCUUUUGGAAAACUUUUCAACCUCUCGGUAUUUUAAGUGCUGAAAGUUGGAAAAGAAGCCCCAUUUUGUAGUCCUCCUCCUCCUCCUCCUCCUCCUCCUCCUUGCUUCCUCCCUCCAUAAUAAGUGGCACGUUGGGUUUAUGGAGGACCAGGCCCGCAUGAUGUUGGGUCACAUUGGACUAACUGGACUGUCUCAGGAGGAUGUGGGCGAUCCCGACAACAUCAGGAAACAUCACAACCUGGGUCAGCCGCAGCAGGACAUUGGUGACAUCCUGCAGCAGAUCAUGACCAUCACAGAUGAGAGUCUGGAUGAGGCCCAGGCCAGGAAACAUGCUUUAAACUGCCACAGAAUGAAGCCCGCCCUCUUCAGUGUCCUGUGUGAGAUCAAAGAAAGGACAGCUCUGAGUAUCCGAGGCAUCCAAGAGGAGGACAGUCCAGACCCUCAGAUCAUGCGACUGGACAACAUGCUGUUAGCGGAGGGAGUCGCGGGUCCGGAGAGGGGCGGGGCCUCUGCAGCGGCAGCAGCGGUUGCCGUGGCAGCCGGAGGGUCACCCAAUGAAGGCGGCCUACAACACACCGAAUACAGAGAGAAGCUCGCUCAAAUACGACAGAUGUACCACACUGAGCUGGAGAAAUACGAACAGGCAUGCAAUGAAUUCACUGACCAUGUGAUGAACCUGCUGAGGGAACAGUCCCGUACGCGGCCAGUCUCACCCAAAGAGAUUGAGCGAAAGGUGGGAAUCAUCCACCGCAAGUUCAGCACUAUCCAGAUGCAGCUAAAGCAGAGCACAUGUGAAGCUGUCAUGAUCCUACGCUCCAGGUUCCUGGAUGCCAGGAGGAAACGAAGAAACUUCAGCAAGCAAGCGGCAGAGAUUUUGAAUGAAUAUUUUUACUCCCAUCUGGCAAACCCGUACCCCAGCGAGGAAGCCAAGGAGGAGCUGGCCAAGAAGUGUUCCAUCACUGUUUCUCAGGUGGCCAACUGGUUUGGAAACAAGAGGAUUCGGUAUAAAAAGAAUGUUGCAAAGCUCCAGGACGAAGCUAACCUGUAUACCAGGAAGAGCGCUGCCAGUGUAUCUUCACAGGCAAGCCAAGCCAACUCUCCAGCCACACCAAACUCAGGAGGAUACCCAGCCUCGUGUUACACUCCUGAUGGGAGGUAAUGAGGACCUGCCUGAGGAUUCUCUUACCUCGUCAUGGUCUCCAUGUUGAUGCUGGCUGGCAGGACAGAUCCCUCCUCCCAUGUACCCCACCCAGAGGACCGGGCAGCAAGCACUACCACUGAUUCUCCACCUUCCCUCCCCGCUCCCCACCCUGCUCCUCAGACUAAUACAUCCCAGACUGUAGGCUGACCUCCAGCCGAACCACAAACACACUCACACACUCACACACUCACUCACUCACUCACUCACACACACACACACAAAACACACAUUUCUGAAACUCUGCAACCUUUUUGUUUUGCUUUGUGAAGCUGAUCCUUUUCCCAUGUCUCUCCCACAAGUUUUUAUUAACUCCCCUACUUAACGAAUGUGUUGACACCUAUGUUUUUUUUUCUUUUUACAAUUACGCAUGACAUUUUUCUAUUUUUUUGAAAGAUAAAUAAUUGAUGAAAAGAACCUUUUUUAAUGUGUUACCGGAGUGUACUCCAGUAGGAGUAGGAAGGUUUAGGGCCCGUUGUGUGUGACCUUAAACCAGAUGUUUAUUCAUCAUUUUAUUUUAAAGAAUUAAAAUUAAACAAAAAAAAAAAAAGCAUGUAGAUUUUAUUAUUUCUUUUAAGUUUCUUAAGAAAAAGGUCAGUGAGAGAGUACAACAAAUGAGAAAUGGCAGAAAUGACCAAAAAUGAAUAAACACAUUGUCACUUAUUACGUUUUGUAUCCUGUGGUGUUGCUUCUGACAACAGCUGGGUUUGAGUUUGUUCCUAUGUAAAUGAUUGUAAAGACAACAUUGCUUUAACAGGUAAUUAUGUUUCUUAAAUGCUUUUGAAGCAACCAAACCAAAGAGGCGUUAACCCAGGAGAUCAGGUUCUGUCUGUUGAACUAUGUAAUCAGUUCUGAUAGUUGGGUUCAGUUUCAGAUCAUACAGUAUUGGACCGUACCAUGUGUGUUUUUAUUCAUCUGUGCCCUCUAGUGUUGAGCAGUGCCGCUGCAUCUUAUUGGCUUCUGGAUAUGGUGUGUAUUUCCUGCCAAACCAGGCUUUCAGAGGGUUUUUUUUCUCUUUAAACUCUUGUUUUCACUCCUUUCUUUUUCUAGUUAAUCUUCAAUAGUGAAUGUCAACAAAUCCUGAGACCUGAUAAACAGAGUACAGACUCUAUUAGUCAGUCAUCUGCUGGAGGAGCUGCUGAGGUGGACAGUGGACAAGGAGUCUGACUAAUCUGAUAAUGUAGUGAGUGCCGUACAAUGUAAUAGCUUGUUAGUAUGAUAAAAAGCCCCUGAAUUGGUCAAAAAUGUUGAAGAAAAAAAAACAUAACAAAUGUAAUUAUUACAAUAAAUUGUAAUUAUGACUCGACAGGAUUCAAUGUACAUGAUGAUGUAGUAAUAAUUACAUAAUGUCCUGAAUCUUAGAAAGCUAUGAUUGAAUUAGUUAAGUUACACUACACUCUUUAAAAAGUCAUAAUAACUGCUCUGUGUAAACUUGUAAUGUUACAUUAUCCAGACAUGUGUUGUAUUAACAGAUUUCAUUACUUGUGCAACCCGUUAAGAUGGAAUUUUUAUUGCAUUUUGUUAUUCUGCAAACAUUAAAGUCAAUUGCUACGUA
Molecule: messenger RNA, 2980 nt
Organism: Morone saxatilis (striped sea-bass)
Lineage: Eukaryota; Metazoa; Chordata; Actinopteri; Moronidae
Product: pre-B-cell leukemia transcription factor 1-like
Exons: 9
Coding region: 367-1386 (339 amino acids)
Biological process (GO): regulation of transcription by RNA polymerase II; animal organ morphogenesis; embryonic organ development
Cellular component (GO): nucleus
Molecular function (GO): DNA-binding transcription factor activity, RNA polymerase II-specific; RNA polymerase II cis-regulatory region sequence-specific DNA binding
Source: RefSeq, a predicted model, not a curated record